AUGGCAGACGUAAGCGGUCCAGAUCGCCCGGAACAAUACGCGUACCCCGUAGCUGGGAACGUCUACUAUAGGCCGAGGUCUUCAGAACGGAGACACCGCCCAACUCCGAGCCUACCCACCCCGCAUAUCCGACCACGCCAGCGUCGACCUCAGUCUAUCCAUAUCGUAUCUUAUCCCGCCGGCUAUACACCCCCCGACUUAAGACCGCCCCCUUUUGUCAAGUCCAAGUCGUCUAAAUUUAGGAAGGAGAAGAGCAAUAGAGCGGAAGCAAAGAAGGACGACGCAUCCGGAUAUAAAAGCUCACCGCGGCGGGUAAUUGAGAGGGUAUUGGGACCUUUAAAGCUCCACCUCUCGCAGUACGUGGCUGUGGACAAUCCUACGCCUCCUAGCGUCUCCGGCAAUUCAAGACUAGCUCCGAGACCGUGCACACCUAAUAAUCCGCCUGUUCGACCGCAAUCCAUGUUCGUGUUUCCUUCUUCCACCACAGCACCUUCGAUGCUAGGAACCUCCGUCAUGACGGCCCCCGCUCAGUCGCCAAUGCUGGCGAGACCCUCUCACGCUUCGCAUCGAAAUAGUAUAAUAUCGGUGCGCUCAGCUAAAAGCAUAAUGAGCUCGGUAACCGAAGUCCCAAAACCCGUGGCGAGCGGAAGCGGAGUUUCGUGUUCUAUAAUCCUGGCGGAGCCGAACGUCUUUCUUACCGGGUUCGAGCACGACGGCCAGCCUCGGAACGACGCAGCCAACUCCACGGCGCUGCUGAGGGGUAAACUACAGCUGAACGUAUCCAAGAAUGUGAAGAUAAAGUCCGUGACCCUUAAGCUUCACGGCAGGGCCAGGACGGAAUGGCCGGAAGGUAUCCCGCCGAUGAAAGUUGAUCAGUUCGAGGAAGAAUCGCUUAGGACUCAGGUGCUGGCGUUCUUCCACGCCGCGCACGAUACGGGGGAGACCGAGUUUGGGAACCAGUGUACGUAUUCGAUUCGGGGGAACGCCGAGUACGCUGCCGGUCGCCGGGGCGCAUCUCCCUCCCAGUCGACAAUUUCUUUAGCCUUGAAGAAUAGACCUACCGGUCACCUAACAGCCCGUGAUUACAAGCGAUUAUCGCUUCAGUCUGUGCAGUCUCGUAGCUUCGGUAAGGGCGACACGCCCAAUCCAAAUAUCGUGCAGCAGAAGACAUACAAAAUAUUUUAUCCCGGCACCUACGAGUACUCUUUCGAAUUGCCCAUCGACCACCAUCAACUCGAGACUACGAAACUCCAAUUUGGAUCGGUCAAAUGGGAAUUAGAGGCCAUCGUAGAGCGAGCCGGCGCCUUCAAACCAAAUCUCCACGGCGCCAAGGAAGUUUGCAUCGUGCGCGUCCCGGAUCAGCUGUCCCUCGAAAUGACGGAGCCCAUCUCUAUCAGUAGGCAGUGGGAAGAUCAGCUGCAUUACGACAUAAUGAUAUCGGGAAAAUCUUUUCCUAUCGGCACCAAAAUUCCCAUCGCCUUCAAACUGACGCCGUUGGCCAAGGUGCAGGUUCACAAGCUAAAAGUGUUCGUGACCGAAUCCGUCGAGUAUUGGACAAACGAUCGACGGGUCACUCGGAAGGAUCCGGGACGGAAGAUAUUACUGCUGGAGAAGUCGGCGGGGAAGCCUCUAGACAAGCAGUUCGAGGCGUCGGACGUGAGGGUUCUGAGCGGCGGCGAGCUGACCCCGGAUCAGAGACACGAGGCGCGCAUCGCGGCGCAACGGCGGCGGAGUAUAGAGGCCUCGAGAGCGCAUACGGCACCCCAGCCGCUGCCCGAUCCUACGGACAACUUGCUAGGCGAUCUAGAUUUGGGGUUGGAGGCUUAUUGGGGAUCGACGGAGAUCGAGAUGAACGUCCAGAUUCCAACCUGCUCGCAGAUGGCCAAAGACAAGAGCUUGCGGUUGCAUCCCGACUGCAGUUGGAAAAAUGUAAACGUAUAUCACUGGAUUAAGAUCGUCAUGCGCAUCUCUCGCCUCGAUCCCGAAGAUCCCGCGGGCAAGCGGCGUCGGCAUUUCGAGAUUAGCAUCGACUCGCCUUUUACCGUCCUUAACUGCCGUGCCACACAAGCCAACACCGCUCUGCCCGAGUAUUCGGGCGCCGACCAGCCCAUGUAUCGCCAGCAGGCGAGUUGCGGUUGUCCCGACGCCGAGAUACUCGCCACGAGCCCCAGCCCCGCGUCUAGCACAGGUACGAUACCCUCCGCCGACUCUCCCGGAAUCGUACCGCCCCCGGCCGCCCACAUACAGCAGCAUCCAGCAGCCGGCUCGCAGCCCGUACAGAGACAGUCUUAUAUGCCUUGGGCGCCGCGGCCUAUGCAUCUCCUAAGGUGUCCGAGCUUUAACCCUCCGGCUUUCGACGACGACGAGCCGCCGCCACCCAUGCCUACGCCGCCGCCGCAAUACGACGUCGUCGUCGGAACGCCCAGCGUAGACGGUCUUGCCGACUAUUUUACGAGGUUGGCUAGUUACGACGACGGCGAUUCGGAUAGCGCGGACGAAGCAGUCGAAACGCUUAGCAGGCUCACAGAGCGGAGCGGACGGGUAAACGUACCUCAUCCGAGGACGCCGGGCGGGAGGAUGGUCCCGAGCAGGAGCCUGGAAAUUCAACGGCCAGCAAUACCUAUGACGCUGAACAUGGCCGGGGGUUUACUAGAGCGCAGAGGUUAA
Molecule: messenger RNA, 2667 nt
Organism: Daldinia loculata
Lineage: Eukaryota; Fungi; Ascomycota; Sordariomycetes; Xylariales; Hypoxylaceae
Exons: 2
Coding region: 1-2667 (888 amino acids)
Biological process (GO): ubiquitin-dependent endocytosis
Cellular component (GO): cytosol; cytoplasm
Molecular function (GO): protein-macromolecule adaptor activity; ubiquitin protein ligase binding
Source: RefSeq, a predicted model, not a curated record